AUGAAUGAGACUGAUGAUUUUACAUAUGUUCAACGGCGUCUUUGUGCUGUUAUGGCCAAAUCAGAAUGGACAUCGUCUCGUAUGCGUAUGCAAAAAAGUGGCGACGAAUUACGUGAGCGAAGAGCAAAAUCACAUCAAACCGCAAAUAAAUUUUUACAAGAACUUCUUGAUAAACGAACCGAUAGCGAUUUGAUUGACGAUAAUGGAGCAGUGGAUCGAUAUAAUAAAUUUGUUAAAUAUAAAUCAGCGUUAAAUGAUGAUACAAAUAGUACAUUGGACGAAUUCGAUCGACGUUUACGUGCUUUAAAUAGUAAUCGACGCAAUCAAACAAACACAUUGAACAAUGAAAAUAUAAACAUAAUCGAACAAAAGCAGCGUCAACAAUUUAUCAAUGAUUUACAGCCAACAAUUGAAAUAGAAAAUGAUAAGAAAGGAGUUAACAUACAACAAAUAAAUCAUGAAGAACGCGCUAAAUCCUCUCGAAUAUUACCAUCACUAGCAACCAUUCCUACCACAUCAACUCCAAACGAUACGUCAAACGAAUCCAUUACUCAUGAAUUUCAUGAUGAUGAAAUUCAAGAAUUAUCAAAUGUUCAAUCAGUAAAUAUAUCUUUUAUCGAUAGUCAAGCAAAUCAUAUUGAUUCUCCUAUACACGAGAAUAAUUCAUCGCUGUUAGAAAAAACUGAAACCAUAAAUUCUUCAACAUCAUCAUUAAAUGAUUCGUUAACACAAAUUAUAUAUGCGCCGAAAGCUCGUCGACCGGACGGUACUGAAGUUGUUUGUUCAUCACCUAAUAGUCCAUUACCAUAUGCGUCGUCUAGCAUUUCAUUACUCAAUCACAUUCAUUUUCCACGUUCAUUAACUUCAAGUGAAAAACUCAAAACACGUGCAACAUCAAAACGGCAAUUACCUUUUCUACCAUGUUUACAAUCAUCCGAUGACAACGAAAUUCAACAUGAACAGUUUGAUACAAACCAAUUAUAUGAUCUACUUGAUCAUUUAGAAAAAGAUUCUAACCAAGAUUCACAAAUUGACUUCACUGAAAAGCUGGAUCAAUUAACUUUAUCAAAUGUUAUUUAUCAUCAUCAAGAACCUAUACAAACUGAUUUUUCAACAGAAAAUCAGUCAUUAAUCAAUCAUAACGAUCAAGAUUAUAUUCUACCGAAUUUAUUCAAUCAAUCACCAUCAUCAACACAAGAAAAACUUUUUUAUACAACAUUAACUAUUCCUGUCGAUGAUCCAAAAAAUAUUUUUCUAUACACAAUGACGGCAAGUACAGUACAGAUCAGUGCAUCUAUAUUAGUUCCAUAUUCAAUUCUUGGUGGAAGACGACCCGUAUUGAAAUGUUCGAAACAAACACAUUUUAAACAAAUUCGUUCUAAACAACAGAAACACAUAUGUCAAGUAACCGCCAUUGAAUCAUCAUUAAAUUUAAAAGAUCUUCAGCAAAAUGAUAUUAUACUAAAAAUAAACGAUCGAUCUGUAUGUGGUGUAACGACAGAUGAAAUUAUUGAUAUUUUAAAACAAUAUUACAAAAAAUCUAAUAAUUUUUCUUUGACGAUUGCUCGAUUAUGUCAGCCAUUUCUUUAA
Molecule: messenger RNA, 1590 nt
Organism: Rotaria socialis
Lineage: Eukaryota; Metazoa; Rotifera; Eurotatoria; Philodinida; Philodinidae
Source: the annotation of a GenBank genome assembly